GUCGCACCACUCCUAGCCCGACCCUCGCAGAAAAAGAGAAUCCGUCGCCGGAAAAAAUCACAGGGAGAGAGAGUUCGUUAGCACGCCUCACAUUUUGGAAAUUCUUAAUACGUUGACUUUUACAUUUUUUUUUAGCUCUUAAUAAUCUAUAUUUAGCAGUGACAGCUGACAUAGUAAAACUCAAAUUCAUUCUCCUAACCGAACCCAUUGCUGGGUGAAGUUCAGCGUCUAUGUUUAGAUGCUGUCCCAAUAAAAAUUACAGAAGUGAAUCAGGAACGAAAUUCGGAUUAUAUUAAUCUGAUUUGUUCAGUUUGUGAUUAAAAACAAUUCAAGUUUCAAGGCCGAGGUCUGAAGGGGUGUCAUGGCCGAGAAAUUGAAUGACACCGUGGAAGACGACGCUGUGGAAAAACCUGACUCGAAAGAAAAGAAGUUGUCUUCAAAGGUGAAGGAAAAGAGUGCAAGCUUCAACGAUCGAGGAAUAUGUGUGAGAGCGGACAAGAUUGAUUUCAAGGAUUGGGAUUGUCAGCUGGACAAGCACUUGAAUAAGGUUUUGUCGAGAGAGGCAACGCGGAAGAGGAAGGAAGACUGGGAGAUCGAUUCCUCCAAAUUGGACAUACGGCGUGCUAUCGAUCACGGAGCCUAUGGAACAGUCUACCGUGGCGUUUAUGACGGCCAAGACGUUGCUGUGAAGGUAUUUGAUUGGAGGGACACUGACAAGGAAGCAGCCGCUAUUCGGGCAUCGUUUCAGCAAGAGGUUGCUGCUUGGCAUAAGCUUAACCAUCCAAAUGUCACAAAGUUUGUUGGAGCUUCCAUUGGGAACUCGUUUGUGAAAAUUUCUUCUGAAGACAUAUCAAAUGAAGUUUAUUCAUUUAUUCCGGCCCAGGCCUGUUGUGUUCUUGAGUUUGUUCCUGGAGGGACGCUGAAGAAGUUUCUGAUGAAGAACAGAAGGAAGAAACUGGAUUUUGAUGUUGCAAUCCAACUUGCUUUGGACCUCUCCAGAGGUUUGAGUUAUCUUCACUCAAAGAAGAUUGUGCACCGGGACGUGAAGACAGAAAAUAUUUUAUUGGAUGCAAACGGAACUGCGAAAAUUGCUGAUUUUGGCGUUGCUCGAAUUGAGGCUCUGAACCCAUGUGAAAUGACUGGGGGGGUUGGAACCCCUUGCUACAUGGCACCAGAGGUGCUUAAUGGUAAGCCUUACAAUAAGAAAUGUGACGUCUACAGCUUUGGGAUAUGCUUGUGGGAGAUAUAUUGCUGUGACUUGCCUUAUCCUACUCACAAGUUUUCUGACGUAUUUACUGGAGUUGUCCGACAGAAUUUGCGACCAGAAAUCCCAAGAUGUUGCCCAAGUUCACUGUCGAGAAUCAUGCGAAAAUGUUGGGAUGAAGACCCGGACAAGCGUCCUCAGAUGGAGGAAGUGGUGAGAAUGUUGGAGGCAAUAGAUACAAGCAAGGGAAGACGCAUGAUUUCAAAGGACCAAUCUAGUUUUUGGUGUUUUUGUCCUGGUGGAGUCCUUUAAUUUUCUGCAUCUCUCUCUUCAUCUAUGUUCUGAUUUCCUUUUAUCAUGUUUAUGGUAGGAGCUAGAUCUCUGUAGACUUUUACUUUUUUUUUUUUUUUUUUUGAAUUAGAGCAGCAUUUUAUUUUAA
Prosopis cineraria is the source of this 1643-nucleotide messenger RNA. Its product is annotated as serine/threonine-protein kinase STY13-like. Gene Ontology annotation, cellular component: plasma membrane. Lineage: Eukaryota; Viridiplantae; Streptophyta; Magnoliopsida; Fabales; Fabaceae. The transcript is spliced from 7 exons. Gene Ontology annotation, molecular function: ATP binding; protein kinase activity. Bases 362 to 1516 code for a protein of 384 amino acids. The record is from RefSeq and is a predicted model, not a curated record. Gene Ontology annotation, biological process: protein phosphorylation.